UGCCUUUGCCUUGACUCAGAUGCAGAGCUUUCAGACCUAUUCAGGUAUAAUAAUUUCACCCCUUCAGAUCUGUGAUUGUCUCUUUAGUCUCCAUAGUAACAGUCCCAUAGCAACACGUACCACGUAUGCUCAGUACUCCGUUGCUCUCACCUGUCUGGCAUCAUCAGCUUUAUCACACACAGUCUUUCUCUCCUCUUCACUUCCUUCAGUCUGCAUGUGGUUGUUUGUUUCUAAGCGUGCCUUCAUGUGAGAUGUAAGUAAGCCAGAUCUUCUCCACCUGGGACCUUAUUUUCAGUCUCCACGGGGGCAAGCUGCAUCGCUGACGCUCAGAUCCUGAGAAAUAGAACAGGGUUUUUGGCUCUUGAGGCUUAAUUAGGUCUCCAAAGCAGAAACUCUUAAGGUGUUUAGCAGAGACCAAGAGCAGCAUGGGUUCCAGUUCUUCAUCCUUCCCUCCCAAAAAGAUUUACCUGGAUGUUGAUGGGAAGGUGCAGAAGGUGGUGUUUAGUCGGCACUGUAGUCCAUGUGACAUCAAGGAACUACUGUGUUCCUCAUCCAACCUUCCUAGGAACUCUGCCAUCAAGAUUGUGAAUCCAGAAGGUGCCUUGGUCUCUGUUGAUGCCACAAUGCCUACCAACUCUCCAAAUUUUCUAUACAAAGUUAUCCCACUGUCAACUGGUCAGUCAGAAGAGAGGGAGGACAUGUUUCAGAGUGUGUUGUCUCAGGUGGCUGAGCAGUUCACCAGAGCUUUUCACAUCAAUGAGCUGAAGACUGAGGUCACCAACAGGCUGGUAGCAUUGGAGAAGAGAGUGGAAAUGGAGGGCUUGAAAGUAGUCGAAAUUGAAAAGUGUAAAAAUGAUCUGAGGAAACUUCGAGAUGAGGUGACUUCAAGAGGUGGAAGCAGGGUAAACUGUUCAUGCAAAUACAACUUCUCAGAUGACGGGAAGAAGGUCACGCCUAGACGAGAUGUCCCCACUUACCCAAAGUACACACUUUCUCAGGAGACCAUUGAGGCACUGAAGAAGCCAACGUUUGAUGUUUGGCACUGGGAACACAAUGAGAUGUUAAGUUGUCUGGAGUUCAUGUACCAUGACCUAGGACUGGUAAAGGAAUUCAACAUGAAUCCCAUCAUACUCAAACGAUGGCUGCUCGCAAUACAGGAAAACUAUCGCAACAAUCCCUUCCACAACUUUCGUCACUCCUUCUGUGUUAGUCAGAUGAUGUAUGGCAUGAUUCAACUAUGCAACCUGCAGGGCAAGAUGACACUCACAGAUUUGGGAAUUUUAAUGACAGCUGCAGUGUGUCAUGACCUGGACCACCCCGGCUACAACAACACGUACCAAAUCAACGCUCGCACGGAGCUGGCGGUGCGCUACAACGACAUCUCCCCGCUGGAGAACCAUCAUUGUGCUGUGGCCUUUCAGAUCCUUUCGCUUCCUGAGUGCAACAUCUUCGCAAAUAUUGAUCCUGAGGCAUUCAAGAAGGUCCGACAGGCGAUUAUCACCCUUAUUCUGGCCACCGACAUGGCCCGGCACGGUGAGAUUCUUGAUGGCUUCAAGCAGAAAGUGGACCACUUUGAUUUUACCAAUGAGGAGCAUGUUUUGUGUCUGAAGAGGGUGUUGAUCAAGUGUUGCGAUAUUUCCAAUGAGGUGAGACCAACUGAGGUUGCUGAGCCGUGGGUGGACUGUUUACUGGAAGAGUACUUCAUGCAGAGUGACAGGGAGAAGUCAGAGGGUCUUCCAGUAGCUCCCUUCAUGGAUAGAGACAAAGUUACCAAACCCACAGCUCAGAUUGGAUUCAUCAAGUUUGUCCUCAUUCCCAUGUUUGAGACAGUCAUGAAGCUUUUCCCUCAGAUUGAAGAAAUCAUGGUUCAGCCUUUGAGAGACUCUAGGGAUCAUUAUGAGGAGCUGAAGCAGCUUGAAGACUCAAUGACAGAGGAGUCUUCUGUCAUAAACCGAUUGAGGAAAGACUUGAAAAGUGAAUGAAGCCCCAGUGAAGACAUCCAGUGCUGCAUUCUGAAGAUGACAGCUGAAGCAGGGGACCAAGAUAAAAGCGAGAUAGCUCUACAACACGCUGAACUAAAAUUAGGCAAUCUGGGACUUUGACUUUUACAGUGGAUGAUGAUAGGUGGCGCUGACCUUCCAUGCAUAUUUAUGGUGUGAAAGCACUGCUCUCUUUAUCUUUGCAUUUUUUUGUGAAAGAGUUGGAAGGAUGGCUUUCUCAGAACAGAAAGUAAUUUGUUUUAAUCUGUUAAAUAAAAUAGACCAAAGUGGCUCAUUUUAAAUUAAACCUGUAAAGUGUUGGUUGGUAUUGUGAAAUCAGUGUUUUUUCCAAGAAUUAUGCUGCUUCUUACUUUCAGCUUCUCUUCGUUACUUUUUAUUAUAAGUUGUUUUUAGCAUUCACUUUUUAGUGAAAUAAAGUGCAUACAGUGCACCAAAAACCUUGUGUGCUUUGUUUUGAUAUAAUGCAGAGCCGAGUCGGCCAGAGAUACAGUUUAGGCAAAUGUCACAACUGCUUAGGCAGUCUUGGGCCGGCCCUGCUGCAACCCAGAACAAAUUGCUCUAAUAUUUAAUUUAAUUCCACUCAAUUCAUUUUUUAUACCACACCAGUUCAUAACAAAAAAUAAUCUUAAGGCACUUUUCACUUACAUGCAGAACAAUUCAAUACAAAUGCAUUUGGUUUAAUCCGGUUCAUUUCAUUACAUUACAAUAGAGUUAUAUGCAAAAUUAUCCAUUUGCAGUUUUUACUCUGAUUCAUCUUAAGAAAGUACAGGGUGUAUGUGGAGCAAAGCAGCUGCCUUAUAACUGGAAAAAAUCUCCUGUAGAACCAGGCUCAUUAUGAGCAGCUAUCUGUCUCAUCCAGCCUUUAGUUAAAUGGACAGGAAAUUACAGACAAAAAGAAAAGCAAGGGACGAGAAGCGGCAAUUAAAUCCAAAUAAUAACUCAACGGAGAGCAGACAGACUAAAUAAAGCUGAAAAAAGCAAAGUUGUCCUAAAUAGCCCAAGGCACCUAAGCCUUGUCAAAAAAAGUUUAAGUCUAAUCCCAAAAAUAGACAGGAUGUCUGCCUCACAGAUAAAAACUGGGAACUGGCUUCACAGGAGAGGAGCCUGAGUUCAAGCUCAGCCUUCCAUUUUAGCAAGUAUAGGAACCACAAGUAAACUGGCAGUCAAGGAGUAAAGUGAUGUGCAGGAAAUAAUCAGAACUAUGAAGUCUUUAAGAUAAGAUUGAACUUGAUUAUUGAGACUUUACAUGUAAGAAGAAGAAUUUUGGCUUUCAUAUUUGACACAGAUCCAAUAACCAUAAAAUGGUGGAAAUAUUGUCUCUACCUUUGAUUCUCAUCAGAACUUGCUGCAGCAUUUUGGAUCAUUUGAAGGGGUUUGAAGUAGUUUUUAAACAUCACGAUUAUAAAGAAUAAAAUAGCCCAGCUUGGAGAGGACAAAUGGAUUGUCUUGUUUUCCUGCAUCACUUUCUGCACCUACUUUCGACAAAUCAAGCUGGAAGAGCGAGGUACUAGACACAUGUUCUGAAUGUAGUUACAUAUGUAGAUCAGUAUGACAGCUUGUCUUAUUUUACUCUGCGAUGUUCAUAAGUUGAGAACGUUCACCCAGAUGUCAACAUAAUUAAAGCAUCAUGAGUACUAGGAAUAAUGUGGAUGGUGUGUUUUCAUUUCUGUGAAAGCUGUCUCAUUACCUGAUGGGUUUCAUUAAACUGUUCCAAACUAAAUUCCUGAAUACACCUUUUCCCAAAGACAUCCCUACUUUUUCAAGUCACUACAGACCAAAGGUGCACUUCUUGGAACCCGCUCCA
Messenger RNA from Girardinichthys multiradiatus, 3804 nucleotides. RefSeq names its product phosphodiesterase 9ac (gene pde9ac). Bases 426 to 1982 code for a protein of 518 amino acids. Gene Ontology annotation, biological process: cGMP catabolic process. Gene Ontology annotation, molecular function: 3',5'-cyclic-GMP phosphodiesterase activity. NCBI's taxonomy places the organism in Eukaryota, Metazoa, Chordata, Actinopteri, Cyprinodontiformes, Goodeidae. The record is from RefSeq and is a predicted model, not a curated record. The transcript is spliced from 19 exons.